GACAUGGACGAACUAGAUGAAUUUCUAUUCGGAGAGUCGGCCACAGCUGAUGUGCAGAAGCAACCCCAGCAGAGCUUGGUUGAGCCAGUCAGUGAAGAAGAAGACGACGUUCCUUAUGAGCCCCCAGAGGAUGACGAAGUAUAUGAUAUCGGUGCGAACUCAAGCGCAGAGACGAGGGUUCGGAAUGUGGGGGAAGAAGACGAAUACGAGGAUGACGAUAGCGACGAUGAUAUAGAAAUCGUCCUCGAUACCGCGGCUCCCAGCUCCAGCACACCGGCCAGUACAGUGCCAGCUCCACCGGCGCAAGUAAACCAGGUGAAUGGCACAACCGUAGAAAAGCCAAGUCCUAUUACACGAUCCGCCGUAAGGGUCGUUGGUCUGCCAAUACCCCGACAAGACGGCACCGUCGCACCACCAGCCCCACCUCCAGUUGUUGUCAAAGCAGUUGUUGAUAUUGAUGCUGUUGGCCAAUUCGAGGGCCAGGAUAUAUUUGAUGUGGACAUCGAUGCGUUUGAGGAUAAGCCCUGGAGAAAGCCAGGUGCAGAUAUUACCGACUAUUUCAAUUACGGAUUCAAUGAACAAACGUGGAAAGCCUAUUGUGCAAAACAGAAGGGUACCAGGGAAGACCAAACGCAGCAGGGAUCAGCCGCAAGACAACAGAACACAGUUGAGUACACCGCCGACAUGCAAGCGUUCAUGCCACCGUACCACCCGGGAGUGCAUCGACCCGGCCAAGAGUUGCGACCAGGAAAGCGGAUGAGGGAGGACGAGGAAGUGAUUGAAAUCACACCAAUUGAACCAGGAUUGGAUAGACCAGUGCCAGAUGGCAUACGUGACAUGCGGUAUCAUGGGAACGGAUAUGGCGCUCCAGAUUUCAAUGGGCCGCCACCUAUGGGAAUGUUUGGGGGACCGGAUCCGUACGGACAUAUGCCCCCACCGUUUAUGCCUCCUGACGUCAUGCCAGGAGCGGGAUAUGAUCCAUUCGGACCAAGAGGUCCGAUGCCUGGUAGGCCCAGCGGCCGAAGCGGCAUGCGGGGCGAUAGACCUUAUUUUCCUAUGGAACCUGGCAUGCAUCCUCGGUUCGGGCGAGGACCAUAUGAGCAGAGAGGACCAUAUAAAGAUGGCGGUCGACAUUACUCAGACAGACGUCCAUCAUCGCCACACACCGACAGAGAUCCCGGAUAGGGUCAUGUGUACAAAAUUCUAGCAAGCAUCAACCAAAUAAUCACAACUCGAUGUGCAUUACGUCCAUGCAUCUAUUACACAAAAAUAUGUACAAAUGCCAAAAUGAUUGAAUUCAGACCGCAGUUUGCGCGUGGCUGAUCGCGUGGUCGGG
Messenger RNA from Spizellomyces punctatus DAOM BR117, 1336 nucleotides. Its product is annotated as cleavage polyadenylation factor subunit FIP1. The transcript is spliced from 12 exons. Gene Ontology annotation, cellular component: mRNA cleavage and polyadenylation specificity factor complex. The record is from RefSeq and is a predicted model, not a curated record. Lineage: Eukaryota; Fungi; Chytridiomycota; Chytridiomycetes; Spizellomycetales; Spizellomycetaceae. Gene Ontology annotation, molecular function: RNA binding. Bases 4 to 1185 code for a protein of 393 amino acids.